Messenger RNA from Corvus hawaiiensis (hawaiian crow), 8055 nucleotides. RefSeq names its product disco interacting protein 2 homolog B (gene DIP2B). The record is from RefSeq and is a predicted model, not a curated record. The transcript is spliced from 39 exons. NCBI's taxonomy places the organism in Eukaryota, Metazoa, Chordata, Aves, Passeriformes, Corvidae. The coding region runs from base 52 to 4857 and encodes 1601 amino acids.
CGCGGCCGCUGAGCCCCCGCCGGAUCCGCGCCCGGAGCCCCUCCCGCCGCCAUGGCCGAGCCCGCGGCCGUGUCCUCGCUGCCCCGCGAGGUCCGCGAGCAGCUGGCCGAGCUGGAGCUGGAGCUCUCGGAAGGGGACAUCACACAGAAGGGGUAUGAGAAGAAGAGAGCAAAGCUGCUGGCUCCGUAUGUUCCGCAAACCCAAGGGGUCGAUCCAGCAUUACAGAAGGAAUCCAGACCUCAGAUGCCCGUUCCAUCUGCAACUCCAGCCUCAGCAUCAUCCUCCUCAUCCAAAUUCCACCGAGCUCGCUCAGGGGGAGCCAGAGAUGAACGUUAUCGAUCUGACAUCCACACGGAAGCGGUCCAGGCAGCGCUGGCCAAGCACAAGGAGCAGAAGAUGGCCCUGCCCAUGCCCACCAAGCGCCGCUCCACCUUCGUCCAGUCCCCGGCAGACGCCUGCACUCCCCCAGACACGUCUUCCGCCUCCGAGGACGAGGGCUCGCUCAGGCGCCAAGCUGCUCUCUCUGCUGCAUUGCACCAGAGCUUACAGAAUGCUGAGUCUUGGAUCAACCGAUCUGUUCAGGGGUCAUCCACAUCCUCAUCAGCAUCCUCUACACUUUCCCAUGGAGAAGGCAAAGGGACCAGUGGGUCACUAGCUGAUGUAUUUGCCAAUACUCGAAUAGAAAGUUUCUCAGUCCCCCCAGAUGUCACAGCAACUACCUCCACCCCCUCAGCGCGGCCGGCAGCCAUCGACCUCCCUCCCUCGGGAAUCGUGAAGGGGAUGCACAAGGGAUCCAACCGCUCCAGCCUCAUGGACACUGCAGAUGGUGUUCCUGUGAGCAGCAGAGUCUCCACAAAAAUUCAGCAGUUGUUGAACACCUUGAAAAGACCUAAAAGACCGCCCCUGAAGGAAUUCUUUGUGGAUGAUUUUGAAGAAAUUGUGGAAGUUCCCCAGCCUGACCCGAACCAGCCCAAGCCCGAGGGCCGCCAGAUGACCCCAGUGAAGGGAGAGCCCCUGGGAGUGGUCUGUAACUGGCCUCCUGCCUUGGAAGCAGCUCUGCAGCGCUGGGGAACCACUCAGGCUAAAUGUCCCUGUCUGACAGCACUGGAUGUGACAGGAAAACCAGUUUAUACCCUCACGUAUGGCAAACUCUGGAGCAGAAGUCUCAAGCUGGCCUACACCCUGCUUAAUAAACUGGGGACCAAAAAUGAACCCGUGUUAAAACCUGGAGACAGGGUAGCCCUUGUGUAUCCCAACAACGACCCCGUGAUGUUCAUGGUGGCAUUUUACGGCUGUCUGCUGGCAGAAGUGAUCCCAGUGCCUAUAGAGGUACCUCUUACCAGAAAGGAUGCUGGUGGGCAGCAGAUCGGCUUCCUGCUGGGGAGCUGUGGGAUUGCUCUGGCCCUCACCACUGAAGUGUGUCUGAAAGGGCUCCCAAAAACCCAGAAUGGAGAAAUUGUGCAGUUUAAAGGUUGGCCCAGACUCAAAUGGGUUGUGACAGAUUCAAAAUAUCUCUCCAAAUCUCCCAAGGACUGGCAGCCCAACAUCUCAGCAGCAGGAACUGAGCCAGCAUAUAUUGAGUACAAGACCAGCAAAGAGGGCAGCGUCAUGGGUGUCACCGUGUCCCGUGUGGCUAUGCUGGCUCACUGCCAAGCCUUGUCUCAGGCCUGCAACUACUCUGAAGGUGAAACAAUAGUGAAUGUGUUGGAUUUUAAGAAGGACGCAGGGCUGUGGCAUGGCAUUCUGACGAAUGUAAUGAACAAGCUGCACACUAUCAGCGUGCCCUAUUCUGUGAUGAAAACCUGCCCUCUCUCGUGGGUGCAGAGGGUUCACGCCCACAAAGCAAAAGUUGCUUUAGUGAAGUGUCGAGACUUGCACUGGGCCAUGAUGGCCCAUCGGGACCAAAGAGACGUGAGCCUGAGCUCCCUGCGGAUGCUGAUCGUCACCGACGGCGCCAACCCCUGGUCUGUUUCCUCCUGUGAUGCCUUCCUGAGCUUGUUUCAGAGCCAUGGGCUCAAACCAGAGGCAAUUUGUCCCUGUGCCACCUCCCCUGAAGCGAUGACCGUGGCGAUCCGGAGGCCUGGAGUCCCCGGGGCCCCUUUGCCAGGCAGAGCCAUCCUGUCCAUGAACGGGCUGAGUUUCGGUGUGAUUCGGGUCAACACUGAAGAUAAAAACUCUGCUCUCACUGUCCAGGAUGUCGGGCAUGUGAUGCCAGGAGGCAUGAUGUGUAUCGUGAAACCAGAUGGGCCACCCCAGCUCUGUAAAACAGAUGAGAUUGGUGAAAUCUGUGUGAGCUCCAGAGCAGGAGGAAUGAUAUACUAUGGGCUGGCAGGGGUGACAAAGAAUACUUUCGAGGUGAUCCCUGUGAACUCCUCUGGCUCUCCAGUGGGGGAAGUGCCCUUCGUGCGUUCCGGCUUGCUGGGAUUUGUUGGACCUGGCAGUUUGGUGUUUGUGGUUGGGAAAAUGGACGGAUUGCUGACAGUGAGCGGGCGAAGGCACAACGCCGACGACAUUGUGGCCACUGGACUGGCUGUGGAGUCAAUAAAAACAGUUUACAGAGGAAGGAUUGCUGUGUUCUCCGUGUCUGUAUUCUAUGACGAGAGGAUCGUGGUGGUGGCAGAGCAGAGGCCGGAUGCCUCCGAGGAGGACAGUUUCCAGUGGAUGAGUCGGGUGCUGCAGGCAAUUGACAGCAUUCACCAAGUGGGUGUUUACUGCCUUGCUCUCGUGCCAGCCAACACAUUGCCAAAAACUCCGCUGGGAGGGAUCCACAUCUCCCAAACCAAACAGCACUUUCUGGAGGGCUCUCUGCACCCCUGCAACAUCCUCAUGUGCCCACACACUUGUGUGACAAACUUGCCAAAGCCCAGGCAGAAACAGCCAGGUGUGGGCCCUGCCUCUGUGAUGGUGGGGAACCUGGUUGCUGGGAAGCGAAUCGCUCAAGCCUCUGGGAGAGAUCUGGGUCAAAUAGAAGACAAUGAUUUAGUUAAAAAGCACCAGUUCCUGACUGAAGUGUUGCAGUGGAGAGCUCAAGCGACUCCUGACCACCCACUCUUCCUUUUGUUGAACGCCAAGGUCCCACUGGUUCCUGUAUCAGUUAAUGCUGUAUCCCUGUUGAGUAUAUUCUGGCAAGGUUCUGGUGCAAGAAGACCUGAACUGACUCCCUGGAAGGGAACCACUGUGUGCACGGCCACCUGCCUUCAGCUGCACAAAAAGGCUGAAAGAAUCGCAUCAGUGCUGUGUGACAAAGGCCAUCUCAAUGCAGGAGACAAUGUGGUGCUUCUUUAUCCUCCUGGCAUCGAGCUCAUCACGGCCUUCUACGGCUGCCUGUACUCGGGCUGUGUCCCCGUCACCGUGCGCCCGCCCCACGCCCAGAGCCUGGUGGCAACGCUGCCCACAGUGAGGAUGAUCGUGGAGGUCAGCAAAGCUGCCUGUAUCCUCACAACCCAGACCUUGAUGAGGCUGCUCAAGUCCAGAGAGGCAGCUGGUGCUGUGGAUGUGAAAACCUGGCCAACCAUCAUCGACACAGAUGACUUGCCCAGGAAACGGCCAGCCCAGAUCUAUAAGCCACCCACACCCGAAAUGUUGGCAUAUCUAGAUUUUAGUGUUUCCACAACAGGCAUGCUCACCGGAGUAAAGAUGUCCCACGCUGCGGUCAGUGGCCUGUGCAGGGCCAUCAAGCUCCAGUGUGAGCUCUACUCCUCCCGGCAGAUUGCCAUUUGUCUGGACCCCUACUGCGGGCUGGGAUUUGUGCUCUGGUGCCUUUGCAGUGUGUAUUCUGGACAUCAGUCAAUUUUAAUUCCUCCUAUGGAGCUGGAAUCCAAUCUUUUUCUCUGGUUAUCUACUGUCAGCCAGUAUAAAAUAAGGGACACUUUCUGUUCCUAUUCAGUCAUGGAACUGUGCACAAAGGGACUUGGAAACCAAGUUGAAAUGUUAAAGGCCCGAGGCAUUAACCUGUCCUGUGUGCGGACCUGCGUGGUGGUGGCAGAGGAGCGGCCGCGGGUUUCCCUCACUCAUUCCUUCUCCAAACUCUUCAAGGACAUCGGGCUGUCGUCCCGAGCCGUGAGCACCACCUUUGGCUCACGGGUCAACGUGGCCAUCUGUUUACAGGGAACAUCUGGGCCUGAUCCCACCACGGUGUAUGUAGACCUGAAAUCCUUGAGACAUGACAGAGUCCGUCUGGUGGAACGAGGAGCUCCACAGAGCCUGCUGCUUUCCGAGUCUGGGAAGAUUCUGCCUGGAGUCAAAGUGGUCAUUGUCAAUCCAGAGACAAAAGGGCCUCUGGGAGAUUCUCACCUUGGGGAGAUUUGGGUGAACAGUCCCCACACAGCCAGUGGCUACUACACCAUCUACGACAACGAGACCCUUCAGGCCGAUCACUUCAACACCCGCCUGAGCUUCGGGGACGCGGCGCAGACGCUCUGGGCUCGCACGGGGUACCUGGGCUUCGUGCGGCGCACGGAGCUCACGGCGGCCAGCGGAGAGCGCCACGAUGCCCUGUACGUUGUGGGAGCACUGGAUGAGACUUUGGAGCUGCGGGGGCUGCGGUACCACCCCAUCGACAUCGAGACCUCGGUGUCCCGAACCCACAGGAGCAUUGCUGAAUGUGCCGUGUUCACCUGGACCAACCUGCUGGUGGUGGUGGUGGAGCUGUGUGGCUGUGAGCAGGAGGCUCUGGAUUUGGUUCCUCUGGUUACCAACGUGGUCCUGGAGGAACAUUACUUGAUUGUGGGUGUGGUGGUGGUAGUGGAUCCUGGAGUUAUUCCCAUCAAUUCCCGAGGCGAGAAACAACGGAUGCACCUCCGGGACAGUUUCCUGGCGGAUCAGCUGGACCCCAUUUACGUGGCCUACAACAUGUGACAGGCAGAACUGCAGCACCACGGAGUGAUGAGGGUGGUUAUGGAAGUGAAGCUGGUGAAAAUUACUAAUACUUGAUCUAAAGUUUGAGGUUGCUGCCACAUUUCCUCCCUCCCUCCCUCCUGUCCUGGGGGUUUCGGUCCCAGUGGGGCGAAGGAAAUGUGGGAAGCAACAGCAAACGUUUGUAACCGUUUACUGAACCAUGAGCUUUAGAGAACUGCAAAGUGGGAAAGUGUGUGAGCUACGAAAUCCCCAAGGCCUUUACAGUAGUGUUACUUUUUCACCCGUUGUACAUAUUUGUAUUUUUAUCUAAUCCUGGGUUAGGAUUCUAUAAGGGGAGGGUUUAUUUAGUUAAGAUAAUAAACUAUUAAGAAAAGGGUCAUCAGAGUUCUGCAGUUCCCUACUCCAUGAUCUCCUUUGCAUCUGGAGCUGUUCAUACCACGGGAUCACACAACUUAUUGACAAUUGUGCCAUGACCAAAUCAAUAACUUACAGAAUCAGAGUUGCUUAUUCAUAUAGAGAUUUCUGGAAUUUAAAAAUAAUUUUGCCUAUAUUUUAAAUAUGUAAAUAUUAUUAUACAUAAAUCACUUAGAUAGAAAAUUAACUUGGCUAGUGAGGACAGCUGCAGGUUGAUGUUUUUAAGGACAGGUGACUUUUGUGGUCCUCAGCAUCCUGGCAUUGGCUUAGACACAAUGUGAGAUGCUCCCACCUUCCCCAGGCUUCUGAUUUCAUUUGUAUCUUCAUUUUGGCCAGAAGUGUGUAGAACCCUUUGGUUUUAAGGCACAUCUUUCUCCAAGAGGCUGAAUCCAGCAUGGAAUUGGGUAGAAAUGGCAGUGCAAGUCCCAAAAGGAACUGAGGGACAGCCUCUGCCUCAUCCUGUGGCACCAGGUGUGGAAAGGAAAGACAUUCCUCAGGCUGACACACAGGUGAAUUCCCUGCUUGUGCCAUUCAGCCAGGACUCCUUCAGCUCGCUGUAGACAGAGCAAGAACUGCUGUAAAUAGGCUUCAGUGGGAGCAAACAGCCCAGCUUUCCUCAAAGCAUUCCCUGAAAGAACAGGAGAAUUCCAGGUUCAAGCCGGACGCAAUUUUUCUUCUACAGGAGGAGACUAAUUCUGGCAAACACCUUGUUAAAUAACGGUGUGAGCAUUGCUAUCCCAGCCUUCCACAUCCUGUGUCGGCUCCAACCUUAGGGAAUGGGAAGAAAGAGAAGCCUUAAAGCAGCAGGUACAAGCUCUUCCUGCUGGGAAGCAGUUCCAUACGGGCUGGGGGAGAGCUGGUGGUUGAGCUUUGACUCAAAAUUACUUUUUUUUUUUUUUUUUUUUUUAAAUUCUUCAUCCUCUAACAACAAUUAUACUUCUUUGGGUGCUAAUAUAUGAUUUUGGAAGCCUUGGGAGCUGCUACCAGAUCCUGCAACAGGGGUUUUUUUUGAGUCAGAUGUGGUAUACAGUGUAAAUAAACUUUUCAGAUGUUCCAGAUUACCUCACGCAAAGUUUUUAGGCAGUUUUUAAAAGGUUUAUGGUUUGGACUUGGAAGAUCCUGUGGCAGUUAACUGGAGCAGAAUCCAGUGGAUCCACGAGCAAACCCCACAAAACAGGAGCUUUAAAGCUCAGAUAAGAAGUUUCAAAUGAUAUUUUUGAGAAAUAUUUGGUGGGGGAAUAGGAACUGGAAGUUUUGUAGCAGGUCUGGACUUAACGUGUUUGCAAACACUUCGGGUUUCGGGGGCACAUUUUGGAACCUUUUCUGUGUUUUCCACAGUAUCAGCCAACGCUGCAGAAUAUGCACAAAAUCUUCAAUAUAUUUAGUUUUAACAAAUUGAACACAAAGUGGGGACAGUGGCAGGUGAAACUGUGACUAAAACAGUUGGUCCUGCAGCUUAUUUUGGGUGUAAAGUGCACAAGGGUUGUUCUCCCUUUUCAGCCAGAAAAUUCCUGUUAUUCCAUGUUCUUUGUCACCGUUUUUGUGUUUCCUGCACAGCCCAGGCCUGGCCAAGCAGCUUCCCUCCAGUGUGACCUUUCCAGGGAAAACUGUGGUGGUCUUGAACCUUUUUCUUUACUCAAAGCUUUAGAUAAUUGUUUCAGCAAACAUUUUUUGUCCGCUGAAGUGGAUUUUAAGUCCAAUUCCUGGAUUCUUUUAUUUUUAUUCAUGAUUUUUCACAAAUAAAACAAUGUGUGUAUGAAUUCCAUCAAACGUGGCAGAUGGAAUUCCUGAAAUGGCAUUUUUGAAUGGGACUGGAUUGAUUUUUUUUUUUUUUUUUUCCUUAUUUUUUGUUUGGAUAGGUACUGAUAGCUUCCUAUGGUUUGAGGUUUUAUCUUGCAAGUUUCCUGUGUGCUCCAGAUCUUCCAGCACAUUCCAUUUCUCUGUGCUGGAGAACUGCAGGAUACAGCCGUGCCCAUGGAAUGAGAGAACGUUCCAGGGACAAGGAGAAGCUGGUUUGCCUUCCCUGAAUGCUUUGUCCAUGUUUUGGCACAGUGCUGGAGAGGAGGAAGGAGGGAGCUGCGACCCUGGAAUCCCCAAAUUCCACCUCCAGCUCUGCUCAGGACUUGCCGUGAGCCUUCCACAGGUCAUUCCACUCCUUCCAUUCCUUCCUCUGUAGCUGGGGAUGAUCUUUCCAUAUUUUUUUGGGAACAAAGCAAGAUCCUUCACUCCAGACACUGGCAAGUGGGCAGGGCUGGGUGCUUUUCCCAAAGAAACAGCCUCUUCCCUGGUUUGACUCUGCAGCUGCUGGGGUUGCACAGGGCACAUUAUUCCCUUCUCUCACCCCUCAGGUUCCAACUUAACUGCAGUGAAACUGAAAAACUGGGAGUUCUUCCCACUGGACUAAAGUAUUUUUUGUGUCUCACUGUUUCUGAAUCUUCCCUGAGCAAACGCUGUGGGAACAGGACAGUUUUGUCCAGUUUUGUUAGAAUUUGCACUUCAUUUCUGGUUUAAAUCAAUUCAGCUGUGUCCUACUAACUGUCCUAAAAUAAGGUUAUAAAAACCAGAUCAAUUUUAGCCCUAGAUGCAUUUUUUUUCCUUUUAUUUCUGUCAACCUCUUUCCCAUUGUCCAAUCCAGACUCUGGCAUUCUGUAAUUAUGUAUAAAGGUUUUAUUUAUUUAAAAUUAGCUUAGUUACAUUUUUAAAUUUAACACCUGGCUGGACAGUGUCCCAUUAACGCAUUGAUUGUGUUUCCUUUGUCUUGUGUUAAUAAAUAUUGAUGCCUGG